This is a messenger RNA of Molossus molossus (Pallas's mastiff bat), 4383 nucleotides long. RefSeq names its product sperm antigen with calponin homology and coiled-coil domains 1 (gene SPECC1). Gene Ontology annotation, biological process: actin cytoskeleton organization. Gene Ontology annotation, cellular component: cytoskeleton; filamentous actin; microtubule organizing center. The transcript has 9 exons. The record is from RefSeq and is a predicted model, not a curated record. NCBI's taxonomy places the organism in Eukaryota, Metazoa, Chordata, Mammalia, Chiroptera, Molossidae. Bases 572 to 3142 code for a protein of 856 amino acids. Gene Ontology annotation, molecular function: protein binding.
GGACUCCGGCUUCAGUGCCUGUCCUCGGCGCUCGUGUUCCUCUCUCUCAUCUCCAGGGAGACAGGCUGCCCUGUGUACAGGAAGAGUACUUUCCCUAGACCUGGGAAGCCUGUCUGGCUCCCGCCUCAGCAGGGAUGGGACCGCUCGGUCACCACGCAUUGCCACGUGGUGGGAGAGGAGUGGCCUCCCCGGACCAGUUCACAGCGGCUGCUGGAGGGCAGCUCACGUGUGUGUGCGCCGCCCUUGAUCUCCAUGUUCUCCUUCCACCUUCAGUUUUGUUGGGUGAAGACACAGAACCAAAAUGCUGAAGAGCACGCCCGAGUUCACACAGGAGGCAGUGGAGCUGGAUUCGGACGUGGGGCCUUGGGUCCCAAAGCCUUUGUGUUUUCCCGCGGCAGCCAGGUUGUUCCGAGAGGCUGUCUCCAUCCCUGGUUUUAAAGCCAGCUGAAACUGGGUGUCCAGCUUGGCUUUAUCAUCAACUCUGAUUGGAGCUCAACCUCCCUGAGCCUAUGAAGUUCUCCUUCCUGUGUACUGGGUGCCGGUGACCGCGUAGGGUUACAGUGAGGGUGUGAUGAGACACCCACAAAAAGCAUGUAGCAGAGCUUUCCAGGCUCAGAGUAGGUCAGCGUGGCCCCUGCUGUCACCGCUGGGCUCAGACAGACAGAGGCACUUGACAAGCAUGAGGAGUGCAGCCAAGCCUUGGAGUCCGGUCACCAAAGUGGGGAGCCAUGGGACUGACCGCGCGCGGCCCCUUCCCGCAGCCUCUUCUGGCAUGAAGAGUUCUAAGUCUUCAACCUCGCUGGCUUUUGAGUCCCAACUCAGCAAGGAAUGGAAGAACAUACUCAGACCUAUAAGAGAUACGCAGGUCUGUCCAGCUCUGUGUUUGUCCCCGGGCACUGCCGUGCUCCUCAGAGGCCAUUACUGCAUCCUAAGCUCUGGGCAGCUCAAGAGGGCCAGCAGUGAGGACAUGCUCAACAAGCCAGGCAGUACCACAGCUUCUGGGGUAGUGCGACUGAAAAAGACGUCGACAGCGGGAACCAUCGCUGAGCUCACAGAGGUCCGCCUGAGGAGCAACCCAGGGGCGGUGACAACAACCAAACGGACAGGCAUUCCAGCUCCUCGAGAACUUUCGGCAACUAUCUCAAGAGAGAGAACUGUGCCACGUGGUCCCUCCAACCCAAAGAAAUCGGUGUCCAGUCCAACUUCUUCCUGCACACCCACCCCUACCAAGCACCUGAGGACCACUUCCACAAGACCCAAGCAAGAGAAUGAAGGUGGAGAAAAGGCUGUGCUUGAGUCCCAAGUUCGGGAACUUUUGGCAGAGGCCAAAGCAAAAGAUAGUGAAAUUAACAGGCUUCGAAGUGAACUAAAGAAAUGCAAGGAGAAAAGGACUCUGAACACUGAAGGAACUGAUGCUUUGGACCCAAAGGUAGAUGGAACAUCAGCUUCACCAGGUGACCCAGAACCUUUGAUAAGAGCUCUUGAGGAGAAGAACAAGACUUUUCAGAAAGAGCUUGCUGAUCUAGAGGAAGAAAACCGAGCCUUGAAGGAGAAAUUGAGUUAUUUUGAGCAUUCACCUAAUUCAGAAGGGGGAUCAAGUCACACUGGUGAUAGCAGCUGUCCAACAUCCAUCACCCAAGAGUCAAGCUUUGGAAGCCCAACUGGAAAUCAGUUGUCAGGUGAAAUUGAUGAGUAUAAAAAAAACGUACCCAAAAAUGUAUUGCGGACAUCAGGUUCUUCAAGCAGCGAUGUUACAAAAGCUUCUUUGUCACCCGAUGCCUCCGAUUUUGAGCACAUCACAGCAGACACCCCCUCCAGGCCCCUGUCUUCCAUGAGUAACCCCUUUAAGAGUUCAAAGUGUUCAACCACUGGGAGUUCCCCUAACAAUGUGAGUGAACUGUCCCUGGCUUCCCUUACGGAGAAGAUACAAAAGAUGGAAGAAAACCAUCAUAGCACAGCAGAAGAACUACAGGCUACUUUACAAGAAUUAUCAGACCAGCAACAGAUGGUGCAGGAAUUGACAGUGGAAAAUGAGAAACUGGUGGACGAGAAGACAAUUUUGGAAACUUCCUUUCAUCAGCAUCGAGAGAGGGCAGAGCAGCUAAGUCAAGAAAACGAGAAGCUGAUAAAUCUCUUACAAGAGCGAGUCAAGAAGGAAGAGCCCAGCACUCAGGAAGGAAAAGUCCUGGAGCUGGAGCAGAAGUGCACAGACAUCCUUGAGCAGGGCCGCUUCGAAAGGGAGAAGCUGCUCAACAUUCAGCAGCAGCUGACCUGCAGCCUGCGGAAGGCGGAGGAAGAGAACCAGGGAGCUGUCGAAAUGAUCAAACACCUGAAGGAAGAAAACGAAAAACUGAAUGGGUUUCUAGAACUGGAGCGGCAUAACAACAGUGUGAUGGCCAAAACUCUGGAAGAGUACACUGUUACCUUGGAGGGGCUGAAGAUUGAAAAUGGGUCUUUGAAGGCUUAUUUGGAGAAUGAGAAGCAAAAGGCUGCAGAGACCAGUCCCAUGGGGCAGACGGCAGAGGGCUGUGAGAUCCAAGAAUUACUGAAAGUAGCUCGAGCUGAGAAAGAUCAGCUGGAACUGUCUUGCACUGAACUCAGACAAGAAUUGCUAAAGGCACAUGGUGAAAUUAAACACAUUUCAAGCCUGCUCGCCAAGGUGGAAACGGAUUAUUCUCACUUGAAGGAGAUAUGUGAUCAUCAAGCAGAACAGUUGAGCAGAACCAGCCUCAAACUGCAAGAGAAAACUUCAGAGAAUGAUGCAGAAAUUAAAGACAUGAAAGAGACCAUAUUUGAAUUAGAAGAUCAGGUGGAACAGCAUCAAGCUGUCAAGUUACAUAAUAAUCAGCUCAUCAGUGAGCUAGAAAGCAGCGUGAUGAAGCUGGAGGAGCAGAAGGCAGACCUGGAAAGGCAGCUGAAGACUCUGACGAAGCAAAUAAAGGAGGAAACCGAGGAGUGGAGGCGGUUCCAGGCGGACCUGCAGACCGCAGUGGUGGUGGCCAACGACAUCAAGUGCGAGGCCCAGCAGGAGCUGCGCACUGUCAAGAGGAGGCUGCUGGAGGAAGAGGAGAAGAAUGCCAGGCUGCAGAAGGAGCUGGGGGACAUGCAGGGCCACAGCAGCUCCAUGGUCUCUGUGAGCUAGCAGAGCACUUGAUGGAAGAAAGACAGCCCAGCCCUUGCCAUGAUGGGGAACUACCGCCAUUGCUAUUUGAAAGGGGGAAUAAUGUAGAGGAGAAAUUACCUCUUUAUAAAGAGCCAGGUUGUCUCCUUAUAGCAUCUAGUUUCACAAACAGUCAUUGCAGUGAAGUUUACUUACCUUUUUUCUACAUUCUUGGAAUCAACUCAUUGCACAAAGAUGAUUCUUCCUCCCUUUUUUUUCCUUUUUCUCAGAAGAUUCAGCAGUCUUUUCUUUGGAGCAUAAAAUGAAAUUCUGAAGAAACACACACAUACACACACACACACACACACACACACACAUACACACAGUACAAAUCUGUUGUGGAAAAAAAAUGCAGCCAGAGUGUUUAGAGAGCGGUGGCAGAGCCAGUUCAGGGUGUUGAUGGGCACAAGCAAGCCAGCUUGUGUUCAACUUUGUGGAGCUUUUUCUUAUGCUUCCUUUUGAAUAUGGUGUCUGGUAAUCUUGAAAUGAACACUAGUUAAGGCAAGAGAAGAAACCAUCUGUGUGGCAUCUCAUUCUGAAGAAGUUAGAAAGUCCUGCUUUCUUUGUAUCAAGGCUUGAUGGAGCCUGGGGUCUGACUUCACUACCUCGUCUGAAACGGCCACCCACCGCGUUCUGGCUUUAUCCAAAAUGCUCUGUGGAGCUCAACAUAAAUAGAUGUUUGGGCGAUAAUAAAGGAUGUAGUUAAACCAGAUCGCUUAAUGCAGUGACAAUGCUAAUUGGAAUCUAACUGAAAACAACUACAACCAAAGCCUCGUGAGUAAAACUUACCCUGGAAACUUAAAGACUUUAAAAAUCUGAAGCCUAAAGCUCAAAGUGUGAGUUUACAGUUUUGGAAGCACAUGUCUGUGAAGAUCUGUACCAGUUCAGCAAAUCCUACCGCAGUCCUGAGAGGAACUGCCGUGCAUCCCGGUGUCGGUCGUUAGCAGCCACGUAUCGAAAGGAUACGACAGGAGUUGCUGUAUGAGCCAAGAAAAAUUAGAACAGGAAUGUCCUUCAACUCAGGGAGACAUCGUGCGUGUCACACUGGAGACCUAGUAGGAUAGAAAUUUAUAUAUUGAGAGACCUUUACCUCAGAUUGAGGAUUCUUAGAAUGAGGUAACAUUCAUUUGCUGAGUGUUUUCAAAUAUAAACAAUAGGAAAAUUUCAACCUCAACUUAAAAUGCCCAGCUGUAUUUGCACCCGUUUUGCUCUGUCUUUACUCU